ACUGGUUUAAGCGGGAAGAGCGACGCUUCUACACAGAAAUUGUGAUUACACACCGGAUAAACCCAGCGUCAACAUGGUCGAGCGCAUCGAGGAUCUAAAUCUGCCAAAUACGGUGAUAGCACGGCUAAUCAAGGAGUCGCUGCCGGAAUCCGCCAACGUGAGCAAAGAGGCGCGAGCGGCAAUCGCCCGGGCUGCUUCAGUAUUCGCUAUUUUCGUGACAUCCUCCUCCACGGCGCUUGCACACAAGCAGAACCACAAAACCAUCACCGCCAAGGACAUCCUGCAGACGCUCACGGAGCUGGACUUUGAGAGUUUUGUGCCGUCGCUCACCCAGGACCUCGAGGCGUAUCGCAAAAUGGUCAAGGAAAAGAAGGAGAGCAAGGCGAACAAAAAAGAAGCGAGCACCAACGAUAAUGCCAGUGCCACUGAAGCCGUCUUGGAGGAGGCCACCGAGUGAUGCUUAUCAAUUAUAUCACUCUUUCGCUUUGAAACCAUUUAUUUUUAAGCGAAACAAAAUAUUAAUAGGAUUGUAUAUGCAUAAAACAUGUCCCCAAUAUCUUCAUCAUUUAUUUUGGAUUCAUAUAAAAUGUUUAUACAUAUAUUUAUCAAUUUGCAAUUAUGUUAAAAAGCUACGUUUUGAAAAGAUAUAUGUAAUUAUUGUUAAGCUAGACAUUAUUAAGAAAUCUGUAA
Drosophila serrata is the source of this 690-nucleotide messenger RNA. It is a transcript of the gene Chrac-14, whose product is annotated as DNA polymerase epsilon subunit 3 Chrac-14. Gene Ontology annotation, molecular function: chromatin DNA binding; protein heterodimerization activity. Gene Ontology annotation, cellular component: CHRAC; epsilon DNA polymerase complex. Lineage: Eukaryota; Metazoa; Arthropoda; Insecta; Diptera; Drosophilidae. Gene Ontology annotation, biological process: DNA damage response; heterochromatin formation; leading strand elongation. The record is from RefSeq and is a predicted model, not a curated record.